AUGUUGUCUCCUGCCCUCGCCUCGUCCCUUCUGGUCGUACUCGGCGCCGCCGGUGCUCACGCCCAACAGCGCCAAGCCCUCUGGGGCCAAUGCGGUGGUUCAGGCUGGAAUGGCCCAACAGCGUGUGUGGAUGGGGCAUACUGCUUCCAACAGAACCAAUGGUACCACCAGUGUAUCCCGGGGAGCGACCGUUCACCGAGCCCAACAAAUCCGCCUCAGCAGUCCUCCACGCUCACCACGUCCCGGGUGACUGUUGCACCUCCUACAAGCACGUCGCCUGCGCCGGGCGGAGGUGGUACUACCUGCCCCGCCACUCCGAGCGGCCAAGGCAGCCCAGUUGCCAACGCGCUCAACGACCCCUUCACCUUCCACGGUGGCGGCAAGGUAUCCAGCAAAGCAGACUGGACGUGUCGCCAAGCCGAGAUCAGCAAGCUUCUCCAGCAAUACGAGCUGGGCACUCUCCCGCCCAAGCCGUCGUCGGUCACAGCCAGCUUCUCGGGCAGCACUCUGAGCAUCAGUGUCUCGGAGGGCGGCAAGUCCAUCUCCUUCUCGGUGAGCAUCAACAACCGGCCGUCGAGUAGCGGACCUCACCCGGCCAUCAUCAACUUUGGAACCUUUGGUGGUCUUCCCGUCCCGGCCGGCGUGGCCACCAUCAACUUCAACAACGACGAGAUUGCCCAGCAACAGGACCAGUCUUCGCGCGGCAAGGGCAAGUUCUAUGACAUCUACGGCAGCGGCCACUCUGCCGGCGCGCUGACGGCCUGGGCAUGGGGUGUUUCCCGUAUCAUCGACGCGCUGGAACUCACGCGUGCUCAGACCAACAUUGAUCCGGCAAGAAUCGGCGUGACAGGCUGCUCGAGGAACGGCAAGGGCGCCAUGGUUGCGGGUGCACUGGAGCCUCGCAUUGCCCUGACUCUUCCUGAGGAAUCUGGCGCGGGCGGUUCCGGCUGCUGGAGAAUUGCUACAUGGCAGAAGAACAGGGGCGAGAACGUGCAGGAGUCCAAGCAGAUCGUCACGGAGAACGUCUGGUUUUCGACCAACUUCAACAGCCAGGUCAACAACGUCAACGCGCUGCCCUUCGACCACCACAUGUUAGCCGGUCUCAUCGCGCCCCGUGCCCUUUACGUCAUGGAGAACACCGACAUGGAGUGGCUCGGCAAGGUGUCGACCUACGGCUGCAUGGGCAUUGCCCGCAAGCAGUGGGAGGCCCUGGGCGCCCUCGACAGCUUCGGUUACUCGCAGGUUGGCGGUAACUCCCACUGCAGCUUCCCCAGCUCGCAGCAGGGCAGCGAGCUCAACGCCUUUAUUGGCAAGUAUCUGCUCAACAACCCCAAUGCUGGCAACACGAACAUCUUCCGUUCCACCGGGAACCAGAACUUUGACCUUAAUUCGUGGAGCCCGUGGACCGUCCCCAAGCUGUCUUAG
Molecule: messenger RNA, 1425 nt
Organism: Chaetomium globosum CBS 148.51
Lineage: Eukaryota; Fungi; Ascomycota; Sordariomycetes; Sordariales; Chaetomiaceae
Exons: 1
Coding region: 1-1425 (474 amino acids)
Biological process (GO): carbohydrate metabolic process
Cellular component (GO): extracellular region
Molecular function (GO): cellulose binding
Source: RefSeq, a predicted model, not a curated record